Molecule: messenger RNA, 6008 nt
Organism: Passer domesticus (house sparrow)
Lineage: Eukaryota; Metazoa; Chordata; Aves; Passeriformes; Passeridae
Gene: CDK14
Product: cyclin dependent kinase 14
Exons: 15
Coding region: 320-1729 (469 amino acids)
Biological process (GO): protein phosphorylation
Cellular component (GO): nucleus; cytoplasm; cytosol
Molecular function (GO): cyclin-dependent protein serine/threonine kinase activity; ATP binding; cyclin binding
Source: RefSeq, a predicted model, not a curated record
GCCCUCCCUGCCGCCGCCGGCGCCCGCAGCCCCUGGCCGGACUUGGCUCUCCUCCUCCAUCUGCCCUCGGCGCUGCCGCCCUGCCCGCCCUGCCCGCCGCGUCCGGCCGGGCCGGGGCAGCCGGGCCGGGGCUCGGGGCGAUGAGCCGGGAGCGGAGCGCAGCGGCAGCCGCGGUGUAGGGCUCCUUUCCCGGGCGGGAGCGGGACCGUCCCGGCGGCUCCUCGGGGCGCGGGGAGAGCCCCGGGCCGGCCGGGCGGUGUCUGCCCCGGAGCCAGGGGAGCGGGGCUGGCGGCCGGCGGGACAGCGGGGGCGUCCCCCGAUGUGUGACAUGAUCGACUCGCAGUCCGCCGAGAAGAUCAGCAGGAUGAAAAAGUUGCGGAGAACUUUAUCGGAGAGCUUCGGCCGAAUAGCCUUGAAGAAGGAAGAUAGCAGCUUUGAUGAGAUAUGUGUCACAAAGAUGUCUACACGGAACUGCCAGGGAAUGGAUUCAGUGAUCAAACCUCUGGAUACAAUUCCUGAGGAUAAAAAAGUUCGGGUUCAGAGGACACAGAGUAGUUUUGAUCCAUUUGAGAAGCCAGCUAAUCAAGUGAAGAGGGUUCAUUCAGAGAACAACGCUUGCAUCAACUUCAAAACUUCAUCUGCAGGGAAGGAAUCACCUAAAGUCAGGCGGCACUCCAGCCCCAGCUCUCCUACAAGCCCUAAAUUUGGAAAAGCAGACUCAUAUGAAAAACUGGAAAAACUAGGGGAAGGGUCCUACGCUACAGUAUACAAAGGAAAAAGCAAGGUAAAUGGAAAGCUGGUGGCAUUGAAGGUGAUUAGAUUACAAGAAGAGGAAGGAACCCCAUUUACUGCUAUCAGGGAAGCUUCUCUUUUGAAAGGAUUGAAACAUGCAAACAUUGUGCUGCUUCAUGACAUCAUUCACACCAAGGAGACCUUGACACUUGUGUUUGAAUAUGUGCACACUGAUUUAUGUCAGUACAUGGACAAACACCCCGGAGGGCUUCAUCCAGAGAAUGUGAAGUUAUUUUUAUUUCAGUUGCUGCGAGGACUGUCUUACAUCCACCAGCGUUACAUUUUGCACAGGGACCUGAAACCACAGAACCUUCUGAUCAGUGACACGGGGGAGUUAAAGCUGGCAGACUUUGGUCUUGCAAGAGCUAAAUCAGUUCCUAGUCAUACAUAUUCCAAUGAAGUGGUCACCCUAUGGUACAGGCCUCCAGAUGUCCUUCUGGGAUCAACAGAAUAUUCCACCUGCCUUGACAUGUGGGGCGUGGGUUGUAUCUUUGUAGAAAUGAUUCAAGGGGUCGCUGCUUUUCCAGGAAUGAAAGACAUUCAAGAUCAACUUGAAAGGAUAUUUCUGGUACUUGGAACACCAAACGAAGAUACGUGGCCUGGAGUCCACUCUUUACCCCAUUUCAAACCAGAACGGUUUACACAGUAUGGCCCUAAAAACCUUAGACAAGCAUGGAAUAAGCUGAGCUGUGUGAACCAUGCAGAAGAUCUAGCUUCCAAACUACUCCAGUGUUUCCCAAAGAACAGAUUGUCAGCACAGGCAGCUCUGAGCCAUGAGUACUUCAGUGAUCUGCCCCCACGGCUAUGGGAGUUAACUGAUAUGUCUUCUAUUUUUACUGUACCGAAUGUAAGAUUACAGCCAGAGACUGGAGAAAGCAUGAGAGCCUUUGGAAAAAACAAUAGUUAUGGCAAAGGUGUAUCAAACAGCAAACAUUGAAGAAUACCUACGUUCACAACUGAUAAUGCAGGAUUAAAUUUACCAGGUUGGAGGAGGGAAACAAAAACCUAAUGAGGAGGCUGACACCAGGAAGGAACCACGGCCUGUUUCCUUUCUGUCUCUAUGGUGGAUUUCAUUCAAAAGAAAAUUGAAGCUGGCAAGACCCUGUUUUUCCCUGCAAUUUAUUUAAAACCUUGCACGCAUUUGGAUACCUUGUGAUUUCAGAGAACUAUGUGAAGAUUAAGCUUUUGCUUACUGAUACAUGGCAUGUACUCUUUCAGUCUUUUGUGUUUGAUUUUGUUUGAUUUUCCACUGCAGUGCUGCAUCUUUGUAAGGAUCUUUAUGCUUUCACCAGCAAUGUCUUAAAUACUUUCAGACAACACAUUUGGUGUUCACACUUCUCCAGUAACAACUGUACAAAAAGAGCCAACAGUGGCAUAAAAGACUGUGUGUUUUCUUUGAGGGUUGUGCAUAGUUUGCAACCAAUGGGAAGACUAUUUCUUCCCAGGACAAGCCCAGCUUGUCCGAUCAGCUGACAAUUACAACACUUGCCACUCUUCCUCGGGUGUUGUUGGGUUAUUUCUUUUUUCAUUAUCCCCUCAGACCAUUCAUAUCCAUUUAAAAACAUGGCAAUAAUUGCAUGUUUACUUAAGUACUCUAAAUUUGGUUACUAUGCUUAGGCUAUGUAGCAUGCCAGUUUUCAAAAUAGGUCUGUGAGAAAGACAAAGCAAAAAGGACGAGAUGUAUGCAGCUGACAGAUACACAGUGAGUUCCUUAUGGUUUUAUUCUCUUCAAGACUAUAUCUUUCUUUUUUUAUAGGUCUUGGCUAACAUCUCUAUGUUUUUCCUCACACUAGUUACUUUUUGGAUUUUUUUUUUUUAAAUCAGAUGACGAAACUGUUCUGUUUAAUUCAAGGCAGACACUGAGGUACAGAAAAACUUCAUUUGAGCGAGCCAUUUAAUCUAGCUGUGUUACUCUGCCAUGUACAAAGCAAGGUGGAGAAUUCUCCUCAUCCCAGACCGUUUAUGUUCCACACCAAAGCACCUUUUGAGUUAUUUUCCAUAGGUAUUCUGAGCUGAUUGGAAGGCACUAUAUGAUCCUUAGUCUUUAGAUAGCUUUUCUGAAUGAAUCAUUCAAAUGCAAACUUUGCAAGAAACUAAGUUGUGUGUGUGACUUUAGAAAAGGAAGCCCCUGCUACAUUUUGGUUGGGGAGAGCAUUGUGUUCAGGGGUGUGGAAAAACUGCCCUGUUUACAACUUUGAGUUCAGAGAGGGCAAGGUAUGGUGCAAAAAUCACUGUUGAGUUAUAGUCCUGCUCGGACAGAAGCACUUGCUAGGCAAUAUUAUUCUACACAUAAUUUUGACAUCCUUUGCUUGCUGGAUGCAUUGAAUUACAUUUUAAGGAAGUGUGGUAAUGCUUUGGUUAGCUUUCAGUGUUUGAAAGGAGGGGAAAAGGAUUUGUGUAACUGCCAUCUUAUUAAACUCCAGCAGUGUUUAAUAAGAAAAAGACACCAAAUAAGGCAAAUCCUUGAAUGCACAAGCAGCUACAAAAGGUCUCUUAAUGAACUAGGACAGGAGUCUACACUUUCAAAGAACUGAACCAUGGAAAUAUUCUCAAUAUUUGCACAGCCAUUAAAAGACAAUUUUCCCCACUGACAUCUCUGUUUCAGGAUCUGCUAAAAGCCAUCUGAAAGCCACUUUCAGUCACAAUCAUAUUUAGAACUUACUACAGUUCUUCCCCUGUGUUUAUAGGGGGAAAAGAGACCACUGAAUUUUUGAAUUUAUCACACACUGAAACUGCCUUAGAUGUGGUUUGUUUGGGUUUCAUGUUUCCUUUUUUUUGUAAAGAGAAAAGCCUUUUAUACAUUAUCUUUGCUACUUAAAUUGUGUGCAGUUUGAUGAUUAAAAUUAGCUAUUUUUAGAAAAAAAAAACUUGCUGCAAAAUCUGAAGAAUUUUUGAAAACGUAACGAAGAUUUUGAUUAGGAAUAUAAGGGUAGUUUCAUAGAUGCUUCUACUUGACAGCUUAAAUUUGAAGGCAAGCAAUUACACUGCUCAACUAACAUCUGAAGGUUUAAUAUAGAGUAAUUCCCCAAUUGUUCCCACAAGCCUGGCACAUUACUAUCCAUAGUGACUCAUGUACAGUGUUUGCUUAAGGUAUGUGUGUCUGUGCAUGUGUGUGAACACACGUGCACAUGAGAUUAUCCCCUCUGCCCCAUUCCCACUUUUAAGCAACCACUGAAAUAAAGUUGAUCCAAAAAUCUUCAAACUCAAUUAACUGCCUGAAUGAAAGUUCAUAAAUAUCUAGAUUUCUAAAUAGCAAUGUAAUCUUUAGUACUAAUCUUUAGCAGUAACUUUAGCAGAAGUUAUCUCACCUACUGAUCUUUAAGGAGUGACCAGGGUCUCUUACUUCUGCACCUUCUUUCCAGGCACCCUGACUGCCUGUGGUGGCUUGGUUUUGCUGCUCUCCCAUGGAGGCUCUGGGCCCUGGGGACAUUCUCCUGGCAUGAAGGCAACCCAGGCUCAGCAGGAUGAUGCUUUUCACAUGAGCACUGCAAUUUAAUCUUCUGUAACAUUAUAUCUGCUGGGAAAUAUCAAGAGUUUUUUCUGAAACAGUAGAAGCUCCUUUGCCCAGGGAACUAACAGUUGACACUACAGCCUUAUUUCACUCUUCACCCUUCCAGCAGAGCCCAUACCUGCAUUAUUAGCCUGACACCCAUCAGACAGCUGCCCACCUCUCCAGCUGUUUUCACUACAGCUCUUCUCAGUCUUGCAGAAUGGACUGUUUAAACCCUAUCAAUGCUCUUGAGACAGCUUCAGCAAAGACCAGUAGUGUUACUCUCUUUUUCACUCAUCCUUCUGAAAUCAGUUCCCCAAAGAAUCUUCAAAGACACAAGAAGUAGCCCAGCCUUCCAGAUGUGGGUGCCUGGAACAUGAUGUUUCACAUUGUCAUGUAGUUGAAGUAAAAGUUGGCUUCAGUGGCCAAUAGUCUUUGGGGAACAGUCCUGGAGAAACUGUGGGGUUUGCUCAGAGUGAGUAGCCAGCAGCAGCUUAACUUGCAUUUUCCUACCACUUGGCUGAGAUCCAGUAGAUCUGUCCUGGUGAUACUUGAGAGGAUGUGGCUUUACUGCAAGAUGGGAGAGCAGCAACAGGGCAGCAGGAAUACCCUGCAGAUAAAAGUGGGAGGGCAUGUUCCAACUCUCUAUGGGAUCUAAUAUUAAGAAUGGGGAAGGGAAGAUGGUGAUAGAUAUGGUCUGCAUGAUACAGAGAGUCCCUACAAGUUUCAGUUCACAGAACCUAAAUUUACAAGUCAACAGGCUGGAGAUUGCUCAGUCUUCUUUCAUGCUGGGUUCAGUUCAACUCAAAUCCACACCCAGCAGGCACCACCCCAGACAGGACACUCCAAUAGUUCUGACAUUACAUUAUUGUAUGGAGUCCUACAUCAGUUGGGUCCUUUUAAUUCUCACUCUUACUUUUAAUCAGAACCAAGGACAAGUCAUCAGUACAACAGUGAAAAUUCAAUCUGCAGUAGACAGAGGCACAGGGGAUUUUGCUUUCUCUUUGGUGCAUAGGGGUUCUGCACUUCAGACUCCUGAGAAGAGAAGGUAAAAUAAUUAAAUAUAUACCCUGUGGGUUGGUGGAUUAUGUACACCCCAUGUCAGUGCACACAACCAAAUGUGUAGCCAAUGCUCAAUAUAUUAAUAUACAAAAAGAUGAAUAUACAGAAUAUUCAUCUGUGAAUAUUACUGGGUUUGUAAUCUUUGUUAUAUAAAAGGUUUAGGCUGUACAGACUAAGGAGCAAAAUGCAGACACCCCCUAUAAACAGAAGUAGGUUGCAUUACUGAGCAUAACAAUACUCUCCCCUACCAGCAUUAGGAGGAGUGACUGUACGUUACUGCCUUGCAUUUUUCACAUAAGCAAAAAAUCUAAAAGUAAAGGAUGCACUAAUAAUUCCCAUCCCCCCAAAAUGCAUUUCCAUGGUGCUGCAUACAAAAUUCCUGCUUGCCAGCUUCCAUGCGGAUUUUUGUAUGGUGCACUAAGAGGUAUUCUUUUUUUUAACAAAUAAAAAAGGGGAGGGCUGGUACAUGAAAACAAUGUUAAUGUAAUUAAAUAUAUAUAUACUUCAGAAGAACAGCAUCGUAAACAGUACAGUAAAAUAAAUGUCGCAUUAUUUGUUACACCUUGUAAUUUGUCUGUAUUAUGAAAGAUGUAAUGGUUUGUCAGCUGUAACUGUUGUUUUCUUGUAACAUCAUAUUGAAUAAAGUGUAGCAGAAUCUCUCUUC